This is a messenger RNA of Sclerotinia sclerotiorum 1980 UF-70, 585 nucleotides long. RefSeq lists its product as hypothetical. Lineage: Eukaryota; Fungi; Ascomycota; Leotiomycetes; Helotiales; Sclerotiniaceae. The record is from RefSeq and is a predicted model, not a curated record. The transcript is spliced from 7 exons. The coding region runs from base 1 to 585 and encodes 194 amino acids. Gene Ontology annotation, molecular function: RNA binding.
AUGAAUCGAGGUGGUAAACUUGCUCCUGAGGUUAAUCGAGCUUUGUUCGUCAAGAAUCUAAGCUACAACGUAACGCCGGAAGAACUCUUCGAUUUGUUUGGCAAAUUCGGCGCCAUUCGACAAAUUCGUCAAGGUAUCGCGACCAACACCAAGGGUACGGCAUUUGUUGUCUACGAAGACGUAACGGAUUCUAAGACUGCCUGUGACAAGUUGAAUGGGUUCAACUUUCAAAAUCGGUAUCUAGUCGUUCUCUAUCAUCAACCGGAGAAGAUGGAAAAGAUGCGCGCCAACUCAAAUCAAUCGGAUUCAUACGCUGCUCGCAAGGCGAUCUGCCCAAACGCCGUGUCAAGUACGAAGUCUACAGCGUCUAUGGGCCCGUCAUGCAGGGUUGGAAAUGUCUCACCAUCGGAGGAUGUUAGGAAUAAGAAAACACAACGAACACAAUCUGCACCAGUCACGACCAGGAAAUCUUCUACUGCGACUGCUAUGCAUAGAAAGGGAGGAAAUUAUCUACAUUUGGAACAUCAUCGUGAGAUUGGAGGUGCAGCGGUGGCAGGUGUUGCAUAUGGAUAUGCUCUGCUUUGA